Messenger RNA from Brassica napus (rape), 1991 nucleotides. RefSeq names its product RNA polymerase sigma factor sigB-like. Gene Ontology annotation, biological process: regulation of DNA-templated transcription; DNA-templated transcription initiation. The record is from RefSeq and is a predicted model, not a curated record. The transcript has 7 exons. Gene Ontology annotation, molecular function: DNA-binding transcription factor activity. Lineage: Eukaryota; Viridiplantae; Streptophyta; Magnoliopsida; Brassicales; Brassicaceae. The coding region runs from base 181 to 1911 and encodes 576 amino acids.
CAAACAACUCCGAAAGUUUAAUGAACAAAGGUGAAGCAGAGUCAACCCUUUGACAAGCUCAUUAUCCAUUCCUCGUCUUCAUCCCCAUCACCAGUUUUCUCACACCUUCCCCUGUCUCUGCAAUCUCUUAAACGGCCUUCAAUGGUCAGACAUAGCUUUCGAGUUUAGCCUGAAAAGAGCAUGUCUUCUUGUCUUCUUCCUCAGUUCAAGUGCCCUCCUGAUUCUUUCUCUAUCCAAUUCAGAACCUCUCACUCUGUCUCAAAACACAAUAAGGGUUCAGUCUUCUUCCAACCACAAUGUGCAGUAUCCACUUCACCGCCCUUGUUAACUUCCGUUCUUGAUGUGGCCAAGAUUAGACUACCUUCUUUUGAUACUGAUUCAAAUCCAAGAGUAUCAGACAGGCAAUGGACUUAUACAGGAACCAUUGGUCCUUCCACUGAGGCGAAGUAUUUAGAAGCUGAAACACUUCUCACAAGUGAUGAAUCAGUAGUUGCUGCAGCAGCAGCUGAAGCAGUGGCUCUUGCUAGAGCCGCUGUCAAAGUUGCAAAAGAUGCCACAUUGUUUAGAAACAGUUACAACACGAAAGUACUAGUCUCAUCGACGGCCGCCGGGGAGAAACGGUCCAAGUGGGAUCAGUUUACGGAGAAGGAACGUGCUGGCAUAUUGGGACAUCUAGCGGUUUCAGACACUGGAGUUGUGAGUGAUAGAAUCAUAUCACCACCUGCACCUGAUUGUAACAAAGAGUCUUCUCAUGAUUUAGAAUCAGAUAAAAAAGAAGUUGAUGUGGAGGAGGUUUCAGUGAGUUCAGCUGUGAGAUCUACACGCCAAACCGAAAGGAAAGCUCGGAGGGCAAAAGGGUUAGAGAAAACUGCAUCAUGUAUGCAGUCUUCUGUGAAGACUAGUUCCAGCUCUAGAAAGAAACGUGUUGCUUCACAGGAGAUUGACCAUAAUGAUCCUUUGCGUUAUCUAAGGAUGACAACAAGCAGUUCGAAGCUUCUCACUGCCAGAGAAGAAACCGAGCUCUCUGAAGGAAUACAGGAUCUUCUGAAGCUGGAAAGGCUUCAAGCAGAGCUGACUGAGCGUUGCGGCCAUCAGCCAACCUUUGGACAAUGGGCUUCUGCUGCUGGAGUUGAUCAAAAGACUUUGAGGAAACGUAUAAAUCACGGCACACAAUGCAAGGACAGAAUGAUUAAAAGCAACAUUCGUCUCGUCAUUUCCAUUGCCAAGAACUAUCAAGGAGCUGGGAUGAACCUCCAAGAUCUUGUCCAGAAAAAUGCAUCACAGGAAGGAUGCAGAGGGCUUGUGAGGGGUGCAGAGAAGUUUGAUGCUACAAAGGGUUUUAAAUUUUCAACUUAUGCGCAUUGGUGGAUCAAGCAAGCAGUGAGGAAGUCUCUCUCUGAUCAGUCCAGGAUGAUAAGAUUGCCUUUUCACAUGGUGGAAGCAACAUACCGGGUGAAAGAGGCAAGAAAGCAACUGUACAGUGAAACAGGUCAGCAACCAAAGAAUGAAGAAGUUGCAGAGGCGACAGGGCUAUCGAUGAAACGGCUCAUGGCGGUUCUCCUCGCCCCUAAGCCUCCUAGGUCGUUAGACCAGAAGAUCGGAAUCAACCUAAACCUCAAACCUUCGGAAGUGAUAUCAGAUCCUGAAGCGGAAACUUCAGAGGAUAUUCUGAUAAAGCAGUUCAUGAGGGAGGACUUGGACAAAGUGUUGGACUCGUUGAGUACAAGGGAGAAGCAGGUGAUACGUUGGAGAUUUGGGAUGGAAGAUGGGAGGAUGAAGACGUUGCAAGAGAUUGGCGAAACGAUGGGUGUGAGCCGUGAGAGAGUGAGGCAGAUCGAAUCCUCUGCCUUCAGGAAACUCAAGAACAAGAAGAUAAACAAUCACUUGCAGCAAUACUUGGUUUCACAAUAACUUUUACCAUUUACUAAUGUUUUGUGCAUAGAACCAGAUUAUAAUUCAUUUUCCCAGUCAUAUAAAGUAAACAUUCAUCA